AUGAAGAAAUAUACCAUGCUGAUGACUGUGAAUUGGCAAGCAAGAAAAGGAAAAAGGAUCAUUUUAGGAACACUACAAAAUCUCAGUAGGCAUGGCUAUUGCACUUUGGGAGAAGCUUUUAAUCGCUUAGAUUUUUCAAGCGCAAUUCAGGACAUCAGAAGAUUCAAUUAUGUGGUAAAACUUUUGCAAUUAAUAGCAAAGUCCCAGUUGACUUCAUUGAGUGGUGCAGCUCAAAAGAAUUAUUUCAAUAUCUUGGACAAAAUUGUUCGAAAAGUUCUGGAAGACCAAUACAACCCACGUCUAAUCAAAAACCUUCUUCAGGACCUGAGUUCUACACUCUGCAUAUUAAUAAGGGGCGUGGGGAAAUCAGUGCUGGUAGGCAACAUCAAUAUUUGGAUUUGCCGAUUGGAAACUAUCCUUCUGUGGCAGCAACAGCUCAAUAAUCUUCAGAUGACCAAGCAAGUCAACAAUGGGCUUACACUCAGUGAUCUUCCUUUACAUAUGCUGAACAACAUCUUGUAUAGAUUCUCAGAUGGCUGGGACAUAAUUACUUUGGGCCAAGUGACUCCCACAUUAUAUAUGCUCAGUGAAGACAGACAGUUAUGGAAAAAGCUCUGCCAGUACCAUUUUGCUGAAAAACAGUUCUGUAGGCACCUUAUUCUGUCAGAAAAAGGUCAUAUUGACUGGAAGCUGAUGUACUUUGCACUUCAGAAAUGUUACCCCAUAAAGGAACAAUAUGGAGAUACCUUGCAUUUCUGUCGCCACUGCAGUAUUCUCUUCUGGAAGGAUACAGGACAUCCCUGCACAGCCAAUGAUCCCAACAGCUGUCUCAUGCCAGUGUCUCCUCAGCACUUCAUAGACCUCUUCAAAUUUUAAAUGCAAUCAGUUUUUAACUUUUGGUGGUUUUUUCCACUUUUUGCAUAGCCAUGCAGUAUGUGUAGUGCUUUUGUGCAAUAUUUCCCUGAAUGUGCUUUGUAGUUAAAAAGAGAUGUAAUAAGGUGAACAGGAGAGAAUAUUAACAGAGAAUCAUAUAAGAUGUUCAGUUUGUAGAAGGAAAACUGAAGAAACAUUCGUUUUGCAAGAGAAUGUGUACAAUGGAAAAGGAAUCACUGGAGUUUUAGUACAAAUUUUGGAACUCUUAUACAUCAAUGAUUUUUCACAGUAUAGUGAUUGUUUUAGAUGGUAACAGUAGGCAGUUUUCAUUUUGGUGACCAAAAGCAGCUUGCUUAUUUGAUCUUUGUUUUCUUCACAUCCUGUUUCAAAUAAACACAAUUUACACGUCCUAUAUAUUUGUUAAGAGGAUAUACUCCUUGGGCUUCUUUGUACAUAUCAUGUCAACUGUUGAGUAUUGCACAUUGGUAAAAGCGUACCUGUUGUGCAUCCUCUUAUGAAAGAAGCCAACUCCAUUUUGUAAAUACAUUAUGCAGAAUAUUUAUUUUUCUUAAAAUAUAUUUUAUUAAUUAUGUCAAACCUAUCUAAUUUUGUCUCAAACAAUGUGAGCUGCUGAUUGCCAGCUGCUGAAAUGAGAUGGAGUUUUCUAAUGGUCGUCCCAUCCUUUUGUAUGAUGGUGGUCUUUAAUUUCUAAAUUGUUAUAGUGUAGGUCUUUAUUGCCAUCCAGCUUUUAGAACAAGCUAUCUUAGCAGAGCUUUAACAGAAAAUUAAAAAGUAGUUAAGAGGUUCCAUAGCAAAAUCUCAAUUGGUACCAUGUAGCCCUGCUGUAGAAGAAGCCUCGUAACUAACUCCAAUGGAUCUGAAGAUAGAUUGGUAGCAGCUGGAACUCUCUUGGAAGCUACUCACUGGUUUUGCAGAUAUGGGAGAGUGUAGUCCACAUAGGGUGGAUUAAAAAAAGACUUGCAGCUUGUUCUGGAAGUCUUAAAACAAUUUCAAUCUGUUGUAGUAUGACUACAGGCUUUACAUUAUAUACCACAGUGUGUUUUCAAUCUAGUUUUGUAAACAAAUAAAUCAUGUUUUUGCCUUAA
This is a messenger RNA of Rhineura floridana, 1979 nucleotides long. RefSeq names its product F-box protein 25 (gene FBXO25). Gene Ontology annotation, cellular component: SCF ubiquitin ligase complex; cytoplasm; nucleus. Gene Ontology annotation, molecular function: protein binding. Bases 1 to 876 code for a protein of 291 amino acids. The transcript has 7 exons. Lineage: Eukaryota; Metazoa; Chordata; Lepidosauria; Squamata; Rhineuridae. Gene Ontology annotation, biological process: protein ubiquitination. The record is from RefSeq and is a predicted model, not a curated record.